Molecule: messenger RNA, 1588 nt
Organism: Bursaphelenchus okinawaensis
Lineage: Eukaryota; Metazoa; Nematoda; Chromadorea; Rhabditida; Aphelenchoididae
Source: the annotation of a GenBank genome assembly
AUGGCUUCAAAAACCUUCAAGCUUGUAGAUGGAUAUCAGAUUCCAUUGUUUGGGCUGGGAACUUGGCAGUUGGAAACGGAUUCUGACUGUAUUACAGCGUUGGAUGCUGCCUUCAAAGCUGGCUACAGAUUGUUUGACACUGCCAAAUACUACAGGAACGAGAAACAGCUGGGAGAUGCUUUGAAGGUGGGUUACUUUAUUUUAUUUAUUAUUGGUCUUAGAGAUUUGAAGAUAGAACAUGGUGGUUACGGACAUAAAACAUUGUUUUAGACUCAUUUUUUAGACAUAAAACACGUUUUAUGAGAUAAAAUAUGUUUUAUAGCCUACUCAAGAGAUUUUAGGACGGGAAAACUCUAUAGUCAUGUUCAUAUGGGUCUUUGAAACGUUAAAAAUUAUAAAAGUUGUUGAGCUUUGAAAUGGCAUAUGACUUUUUAAAACUGUGAUACGAUUUUAGUUUUAACUUUUAAAAUUUAGAAAGUUUUGGAGAAGAAUGAUCUGUCCAGAGAAGAUGUAUUUAUCGAAACCAAGGCCAAUAUCUCUACAUACGAUGGUGAUGUUAAGAAGACUACAAAACGCAUGGUUGAGGACUCAUUGGCUAAACUUCAGACAAAGUAGGUAGUGUAACAUUAGAUGCAGACAUUAUUCAUAAUUUUUUUUUUCAAACUAGCAUAACACAUCUUCCUUUAACUUUAGUAUAAUAAUAAGCAAAAUGAAGCUAUUUUUUACUAGCACUGAUGUUAUGAUCGUUACAAGGCAUGUAGAUUAAUGUUUUGUUAUUGUAGGUACCUGGAUUUGGUGCUGAUUCAUUAUCCUAAGAAUUGGGGAGUCUCUGACAAAAGAUCUGAAAACAGGAGGGAUCGAAGUGAUGCGUAUGGAGUUUUGGAAGAACUGCAGAGUAAGUCUUUAUAUUUAUUUUAUAAACUUUAGGUUUAAAUGUACUUAUAGCAUUUUAAAAUUCUGACAUUGAACGUUAAUGUCAGGAUAUUUUCUUAACGUUUUUUGAAAAAAAGGCAAGAGUAACCUAACUCCUUUAUAGAAGCCGGUAAAAUCCGCUCGAUUGGCGUAUCUAACUUUGAAGCAUCUCAUAUCGAUCAGCUUGUUGAAGAUGGUCAUUCGAAGCCCACCGUGAAUCAGUGUGAAUUCCAUCCUCAUUUGACACGGCCAGAUCUAGUCGAGUACUGUAGGAAGGAAGGGAUUCUGUUUCAAGCGCAUACUCCAUUGGCUUUCCAUACCAAAUCGUUGAUGAAUGAUAAGGUUGUUAAUGAAUUGAUGCAAAAGUAUGAUGCUACAUUUGAAGUGAGUUUAUUGUCGUUUUUGGAUCUGUAAAACCAUAAUUUUUGACGACAAGACUUUUUUCUGAUAUCUGAAUAGUACAAUAAUUUACUUUAAGUAUAUCUUUUAGCAAAUCAUGUUGGCUUUUCCACUAAAACAAUCCAUCGGUGUUGUCCCAAAGUCAUCGAAUCCAAAACGAAUCGAAGCCAACUUUCAAUCUACCAAGUUGGAUAUCUCUGAUGAUGACAUUGAAAAGCUUCGAGGUCUGAACAAAGAUCGUCAUUAUUCAGAUUGUUCCGGAUGGGAGGUUAGCUAA